Molecule: messenger RNA, 1251 nt
Organism: Megalobrama amblycephala (Wuchang bream)
Lineage: Eukaryota; Metazoa; Chordata; Actinopteri; Cypriniformes; Xenocyprididae
Gene: rnaset2l
Product: ribonuclease T2, like
Exons: 10
Coding region: 427-1212 (261 amino acids)
Biological process (GO): RNA catabolic process
Cellular component (GO): extracellular region
Molecular function (GO): RNA binding; ribonuclease T2 activity
Source: RefSeq, a predicted model, not a curated record
GUGAAAUUUUGCUCUGUAAAAUAAUAUACAUAUUUUGUAUUACGCCAGAAUGUGCAUAUUUAAUAAAAGGAUUUUUAAUUUAAAGACAUUUUAAAUAGCUUAAUAAGUAAACAAUAUAAAAUUGUUUUGUGUAUUUUAUUUAUUUCAUUUUAUUUUAUUUUAUUUUGAUUUAAAAAAAAAAAAAUCAUUUCAGCCUGUUCGACCCUAAAGUGGGUUACAGAUAACCUUUUCACUUAUAUGAAACAGAUGAGACAUAAUUAGUCUUUCUCAAAUUCUCCCUAAUCAUAAUGCAUUGCAGUAUCACUUCCUUUUCUCAGGCGCGCAAACAUAAAACAACCUCUAGUCACGUUUCGCUUCUGCAUUAAACUGAGGAAAGGAAACUGAAGCUGGCAUUCUGUCACAAGAUUUCAGAACUGCCAGAUCAACAUGAGCUAUGACAAACACAUCCUCUGGGCCUGCACCGUUGCUCUGGUCACUGGUUGGGUCCUCACGUAUGAUAACGGACUCUGCUCUGGGAAUGUCACGAGGCACUCAUGCAACUGGACUUGUAUGCAGCUCACUCUUCAGUGGCCUGGGAGUUUCUGUAUAGGUCUUAAUAACAAAACCAUUUGCCAAAUACCUCAGACUGUUUCCAACUGGACCAUACAUGGCCUUUGGCCUAUGCGUACAGGUCACUGUUGUAACUGCUGGCCGGUAUUUCAUUCCCAUCUUCAGGAAAUUGAGCCUGAACUCAUUCAGCUCUGGCCAUCAUUUGUAAAAGGACAACACUACUUCUACUUCUGGAAGGAGGAAUGGAUUAAACAUGGGACGUGUGCAGGCUGCGAGGAGAGCAUGGGUUCACCGGUUCUUUAUUUCCAAGCCGCAGUAAAGCUUCGGAAACUCUUUGACAUUGAUAGUGUCUUGGAAAGCGUUGGAAUCAAAACCUCAUGUGAUGUGUCGUACAAGCAUGAGGACAUACGCGGAGCCCUGACCCCGCUGCUUGGAAAUGACUAUGAUUUGCAAUGUGUGACAGACAGCAAGGGUCGUGAAGCGUGGAUGCAGCUGAAGAUCCAUCUCUUCAGGAACCAAACCCUUGGAUGCCACAAACAAGAACAAGAGGAAACGUUCAAUACAUUAGCGUGGUUUAACAGCCCAGCGCAUCUCUGUCCAAAGAACACCACCAUUUUUUAUGUUCCAAUCAACUAUGAAAAUCCUCAUGAGCCCUGUAACUAAGAGAAGCUGUAGCUAUAAACUUUUACUAUGUUCUCAUGU